AUGGCGGCCCCCGGCCUGGGGGACGACCCCCUGGACGCGGCCUCCCUCGCCACCUAUGCCCAGGAGGUGCGCCGCGCCAUCGCCACAAAAGAGUCAGAUCUGGCGCUGCUGCGCGAGGCCCGCAGCGGCGCCGCCCAGGUCGCCGGCCUGCUGGCCACCCUGCCUGGGAGGCUCCGCCACCCCGUCAUGGUGCCGUUUGGCCGCCACGCCUUUUUCCCCGGGGAGCUGGUGCACACCAACGAGCUGACGGUGCACCUGGGGGGCCAGUACUACGCGGAAAUGCCCGCGCCCGCCGCGCGCGACGCCGUGCAGCGGCGCGCCGCAGCGCUGGGCGAGGGCAUCGAAAAGGCGGAGCAGCAGCUGCGGGCCCUGCGGGCGCGGCUUGACGUCUCCGCGACCGCACUCGGCGGCGGCGGAGCGGAUAGUGCAAGCGCGGGCGGCGAAAGGGAGGAGGGCGGUGUGCCACUGAUGGAGAUCCGAGAGACGGAGGCGGAGGCAGAGGCGUGGCUGCAGCAGGCGCAGGGUGACGGCAGCAGUGCCUGCGGUGGAGCUGAAACAGGCACAAGGGGCAGCCGCAGCGGCGGCGUGCCGGGGGCAGAGCCGUCGCAAUCAGCAGCAAAUUCAAAUCACCCAGCACCAUUGUUGCCACCAGAAUCAGCCACGACAACCAAGGCAGCAGUGGGCGCUGCAGAUGCGGGUGAGGCGGACGACUUGUGGCAGGCGCUGAUGAGGGCUGAGAGGGAGGCCGAGGAGCAGGACCUCAGUGAGGGGGAGGCGGAGCGGCGCGCACAGGGACUGCUGCGCGCGGCGCGUGGCAGGCGCAGGGAGACCCCUGGUGCAGGCAGUGGCGGGGAGCAACACGAGCCCGCCACCUCGGCGACUGCUACGACGGCGGCAGCGGUGCAACCAUCAAGCGGCAGGCGUGUGAGCUUUUUGGACAAUGAAGCAGCCGCCACAGACAGCGAUGACGAGGACAGCGAAGAGCAACCGGUGCGGGCCAGUGCACGAGAGAUGCCAGCACUCGCGCCUUUGCAGCAGGCGGGGGGCCCAUCUGCACCAUCGCAGCCACCGCAACAGCAGCCCAGUCCAAGCAGCUCAGCCCCACUGAGCAAAGUGGGCCCCAAAUCCAUCCUGAAGAAAGGGUUUUUGGGUAGCGGCGGCGCAGGCGGCACCAGCAGCAGCAGCGACGGCGCCAAGCCGCGCAGGGCGCCCAGCGCGGCGCAGGCGCAGGCUGCAGCGGCGGCGGCAGCCAGGGCUCGGCCCGCAGCCCCAGUGCGCGCCAUGCCGGCAGUGAUUGGAGCGGUAGUGGAGAGGCCGACGCCGGGCACCGGCACAGUCGCGGCUGCGACAAAUGCUGGGUUGCCUGCAGCCACGGCCCCUCAGGGGCGCAUGUCGCGCUUCAAGAUGCAGCGCAUGGGGCUGCAGCCCGACGAUGAGGGCGAGGGUGCGGGGUAG
Molecule: messenger RNA, 1455 nt
Organism: Monoraphidium neglectum
Lineage: Eukaryota; Viridiplantae; Chlorophyta; Chlorophyceae; Sphaeropleales; Selenastraceae
Exons: 1
Coding region: 1-1455 (484 amino acids)
Biological process (GO): negative regulation of transcription by RNA polymerase II; negative regulation of phosphatase activity
Molecular function (GO): phosphatase inhibitor activity; chromatin binding; transcription corepressor activity
Source: RefSeq, a predicted model, not a curated record